AUGUCGAACUUUGAAACGCCUCUAAGGCAAUCUGUUGAUUCUCUACCAGACACGUUCUUUACGAAGAGGCGUGUCUUGCAGACUCCUACAGAACAGACAUCAUCACCGGCUAGGUUUAUCAACACCUAUCCAUCGCCAUUCAGAACGCCAAAUCAGAGCAAUCAGGCCGACCUAACCACUACUCGGGCUAUUGAAAACUUGACAAACGACCCGAUAUCCAAUUUGGCACGCACUCCUCUCAAAAGACUGGUCGAUUCUCCAUUCAAACCCUCGGCCCAAUCAUCGACUCCAGUGCGCGGUUCAUCAACAUCAACACCAUAUGCCCAGGAAGAAGUACUGGCCAGAUCCGUUUUUGGAAGAUCUCCGGCACCGGGGCCGACACCAAGGGCAAUUCCGAUUCCAGCCUUAGACCGGUUGGCUGCCGAUUCGUCUAUGGUCAACACUGACGAAUGGGCAGACCCUCUGGUUCAAGCAGCUAUGACGAGAACCACCAAUAGAGAUGGUGAGGUGAAACGGUUGUUGACCAACGUCAUUUUAUGGCUGGUGCUCAGAUUUGUGGUUGCAGUUACACGAUUGCUAUACAGACUGGAUCCAAGAACGGUUUGGGAUGUUCUUUCUGCAAUUGGUGUUGCUGACGUGAACUCUACUCUGCAUAAUGUGACUGUUGCGUUGGAUUACGCCUGCAAAGGCAUUCAGCUUCUGUUUUUUUACAAUGUGGUGAUGUCGUGUGUGAAACUGGUGAGACCAGUGGAUGAGUGUCUAGACCUAAAUCUGAGCACGCGACAACGCAAGCUGCUUGGCCUGUCACCAGUGGAAGAAACUCUUGACGACGAAGAACAAGAACGCUCUCAGCGGUUUGAACCAGUUGCUGAUCGCAAAUUUGACUUUGCAAGCACUUUCAAUGUGACGUCAAAUCUGGCCAACCUGGAUUUGCGUAGCACUCCGGAGAAGAAACCACGCAUACCUUCUCCCGUUAUACCCACAUCAUCUUCUCCGGCAGAAGCUCUAAGACGCAAGAUUAUGGAGAACAACCGUCGCUCCAGCAACACGAGCGUGUCGUCGCCGAAUCGCUCGUUUUCUCCGUCGUCCAAGUUCGUGUAUUCGGUUACAAACGAUGCUUCGCGGGAGUAUGACCAGAGUUUCUACUGA
Kuraishia capsulata CBS 1993 is the source of this 1149-nucleotide messenger RNA. RefSeq lists its product as uncharacterized. The record is from RefSeq and is a predicted model, not a curated record. Gene Ontology annotation, cellular component: nuclear outer membrane; nuclear pore transmembrane ring. The transcript has a single exon. NCBI's taxonomy places the organism in Eukaryota, Fungi, Ascomycota, Pichiomycetes, Pichiales, Pichiaceae. Gene Ontology annotation, biological process: protein import into nucleus; spindle pole body duplication. Bases 1 to 1149 code for a protein of 382 amino acids.